This is a messenger RNA of Pleurotus ostreatus (oyster mushroom), 1272 nucleotides long. It is a transcript of the gene COX10, whose product is annotated as Protoheme IX farnesyltransferase, mitochondrial. The coding region runs from base 1 to 1272 and encodes 423 amino acids. Gene Ontology annotation, cellular component: mitochondrion; mitochondrial membrane. The record is from RefSeq and is a predicted model, not a curated record. The transcript has a single exon. Gene Ontology annotation, biological process: heme biosynthetic process. Gene Ontology annotation, molecular function: protoheme IX farnesyltransferase activity. Lineage: Eukaryota; Fungi; Basidiomycota; Agaricomycetes; Agaricales; Pleurotaceae.
AUGAUAUGGCAGGUCAGUCCCGCCCACUGUCUUCGUCGGUCGCUCCUUCAUUCUCCUUUACAGCGUGGGUCCAUACAGUUAACCAAUUGCUAUAAGGCAAGAAGGUUUCUGUCGUCGUCUGCAACGCCAUCGUUCACUUCCUACUUCUUCCACAAUGCCCAAUGGUCGAGCACACGGAAGCUCGAUGCCUUUUCGUCGCAACCAGCUGUUCCCGACGCGUCGCCUUCGGUCAGUGUUGCAGGCUUCAAACCCGUAGAACGUUUAUCUCCUCGGAGCCUGUUAAAAGUCUACAGUCAACUUUCGAAGGAACGGCUUACGAUUCUGAACGUGCUCACAGCUAUGUCCGGGGUCGCCCUCUCACCAUUUCCGACGACUGUACCCGUUUUGUUGUCAACCGCAGUCGGAACUGCAUUCUGCGCAGCGUCAGCCAAUACCCUUAAUCAAUUACAAGAAAUUCCAUUCGAUGCACAGAUGGCAAGAACACGUUCGAGACCGCUGGUGCGAAGAGCUAUAUCCCCCGAACACGCUGCGGGAUUUGCCCUUGUCACCGGUAUCGCUGGGCCAGUGAUCCUGUGGACAAUGGUGAACCCAACAACCGCUAUUCUGGGUGCUGCGAAUGUUAUCCUUUAUGCGGGUGUCUAUACAUGGAUGAAGCGCAAAAGUGUCUUCAACACCUGGGUGGGCGCCGUAGUGGGCGCCGUUCCCCCGCUGAUGGGAUGGACUGCAUGCGGUGGUCGGCUUAUCCCUAACGACCUAUCGCAAAUCCCGCUUUAUCUUCCCUCCUUCAUGUACCCCGAAUCGCUCCUUCCCUUGGAAUCGUCCAUGCUUGACAGUCCCUUGGCGCCAUUCGCGUUAUUUAUGCUCCUGUUCUAUUGGCAAUUCCCUCACUUCAAUUCGAUAUCGCACCUCGUGAGAGGUUCCUACGCUCAAGCGGGGUAUCGAAUGCUCUCGGUCGUCUCGCCCAAGAAGAACUCCUUAGUGUCGCUCAGACACUCGUUACUCCUCAUCCCUACGUGCUCCGUCUUGAUCCCCCUGGCCGGACUCACUACAUGGCAUUUCGCCCUGACAAGUUUGAUCCCUAACUUGAUUUGCGCCCGCGCUGCCUGGAGAUUUCACCAGACAGGGGGGGAGAAGGAGGCGAGGAGCGUCUGGCAUCACUGUUUGCUUCAUCUUCCGGUCAUACUGGGACUCAUGAUGGUGCACAAAAGAGGUAUAGACUGGUUGGAGUAUAUAGGACUCAGGUCAACACCCUCCGUAGAAGAGCAAUCAUAA